Molecule: messenger RNA, 6272 nt
Organism: Biomphalaria glabrata
Lineage: Eukaryota; Metazoa; Mollusca; Gastropoda; Planorbidae
Product: kelch-like protein 15
Exons: 7
Coding region: 678-2456 (592 amino acids)
Molecular function (GO): protein binding
Source: RefSeq, a predicted model, not a curated record
CUCUAUAGUAAAAUAGUCAUAGUACUCAUAGUAUACUAAGAAUACUAUUGUAGAUCUAGAUCUAUAGAUAUAUUCUAGACUAUAAAUAUAGAUCUAUCUAUACAGUAAUUGAUCUAGAACAUAAUUGGAUUUGACGAGUUUAAAAAUUAAAUGAUUGAAAUCAAUAAUUGAUUUAAUGAAAUAGUCGACGACACUCGACAGUAGUCAUUGAGACUCAUUGGUCAAGUCGGACUCAAGUCUCAUUUCAUUUGAGACAUUUGAGUUGAUUUGAGUCAAAAGUCGUCAAUAGUGACAAUAGUUGGUCAAUAGUCAAAUAAUACUGACACUCCUGACAGUGACAAUAGCCUUCAUUCCUUCAUCAAUAGGAAUUAUAGGGUCAAUAGGGAUUUAUAAUUAUUUAAUGUUGAAUAGAUUAUAUUAUAUAUUAUAGAUCUAACUUGUAGUUGUACUAGAUUACUACUACUAGACUUAGAGUUUGAGUUAGAGAAUAGAGGUCUAGAUCUAUAACUAUAUAACUUACUAGAUCUAGUCUACUAGAUAUCUAGAAUGAUCUAAUUCAUAAAUGCUCGAUUCAACUGACACUAAAGUCUGAGUCUUUAAGUUAACUUGAGAUCUAACUAACUAGUCACUAGUGUGACUAAUUUUUCUUUGGUAUCUUACUUUGAGGGAAGAAAACCAUGGCCAGCAGUAACCCCAAAGAGCAGGAAGAUAUUGAGCCUUUAGAACAUUUUGAUCAAAUUGUUAUUGCACCACACAAACUCAAGUACAUAAAUCCAAGACACAAGAAGGUCCAUGCUAUCAUGUAUGACUAUAAAUGUGAUAUUAAACUCAAAGUCUGCAAUGCCAAUUUUAAAGCCCACAGGGAGGUCCUAUCUCAAGCUAGUGAUUACUUCUCUGCAAUGUUUAGCCAUGACAUGUUAGAAAAAGAGCGGGACGUCAUUGAGUUGCUAGAGAUUUCACCCAACGGCUUCGCUCUGCUUCUCGACUACUUCUACCAUGGCCAUGUAACCAUUGACCAGGAUUCCAUUGAGGAUGUUCUAGAAGCUGCCAGAUUUUUUCAGGUGGACUGGGUGGUAGAUGUGUGCUGUGACUAUUUAGUUCAUCAACUCAGUAUAGACAAUUAUCAGACUGUCUUGCAGCUUGCAGACAAAUAUCUACUGGGUGACCUACGUGGGGAUAUCUUUCGCUUCCUAGGUCAGAAUGUCAUCAAGCUCUCUGAGGAAGAAGACUUUUACUUGAACUUUGACUUAGAACUGUUGACCAAGUUUUUGAAUGAAGAUGUCUACAUCGAGGCUGACGAGGAAUUUGUCUUUGAACUAAUUACCAAUUGGGUGAAUGCUAAAAAAGAACAAAGGCAAGAGUUUUAUCUCCCCUUGCUUCGCUUGGUGAGGUUUCCACUGAUGGAUAUUGAUAACUUAAUCUCAAUACAGCACAAGUUGGCUCCCUAUCCUGAGAUUCAAGACGCUAUAGAGGAGGCCAAGUAUUACAACAACAAUAUCCCUGCACAGAGUUUACUCAAAGGUAAACAGUUCAAAUGCCGAGGGUCACAGCCAAGUGUUGUCAUGUUGACAUUUUCUCCAGAUGUUUGUGCUGUCACAUACCAGAACAUUGCGACUGGUGUCUUGUGUCUGGAAGAACUAGCCAGCUCAGGUGCGGAGACAGAGUUUGAUUCCUCGAGCAUUGCUAAAGUCGGAAACUUUGUGUAUCGCUCUGGUGGCUACGAUGAGACUGUUUGUAGCAGUGCCACUGUGUUUCGAUUUAACCCACGGUACAGGAACUGGAUUCAGCUGGCCAGCAUGAGUUUCCCUAGGGUUUCACAUGCUAUGUGCUCGUCAGAAGACAAAAUCUAUGUUAUUGGGGGAAUAAAUCAUACAGUUGGGGAAUUUGGGGAUGAAGAUAACAUCCUGAACUCAGUUGAAGUGUAUGAUGUACGAGAGAAUCUAUGGCAAGAUCUUCCUCCUUUACCGGUAGGAUCUUACAACCAAGCAGCUGCUUUUGAUGACAAUUGCGUUUACUUGAGUGGCGGUAUAAGUGCUGACCCCUUUGACACUGUACCUAUGCAGUGUUUAUGGCAGUUUAACCUUGACCAAGGAAACUGGCGACCUCGUAGGGACAUGCUUUACAGUAGACAGCGGCAUUCGAUGACGGCAUUUAAUGGCAAGCUGUACGUUUUUGGAGGCCUAACUCGUGUAGGGGCAGAGGGUCAUGAAUUUCAAGAUUGUUUCAACUCUGAAGUGUACAGCAUCGAGACCAACCAGUGGACAGAGCUUCAGAGAAUUCCUGACACAUUUGGUCAAGUCAUGAAAACUGUUGGCUUUUGGAACGGUACUUUUUAUCUUAUGGGAAAUAACUCUUUACAUUAUUACCAGGUGGAUGAAGAUAAGAUGCAAUAUGGAGAUCACAUCACCAUGCCUGUUCAGAAAAUUGUGGUUCUUGAUGUGGCAUAUCCUUCUUAAAUUAUUAAAUUUAGAAUUUUUUUUGUAUUAGCUUAUACAUUAUAUAGAAAUGUACGAGUCCCUAUAAAUCUAUCUGCAUUACUUAUAUAAUUCAAAUCAGUGUUCAAAAUGAUUAUUUUUUGUAUUAUUUCUUAAUAAUCUAUAAAAAAAAAUAUUUUUUUCUCCAGUAUUUUAAACUUAUUUUAAAAAGCACAUUCCGAUUGUUAAAUUUUGGAUAUACAUUAGUCAAUGCCCAAAAUGAUUGUAUUCAAUGACUUCUGUAACUCCAGAUGGUGAAGACAUACUCAUCGAUUGCUUUUGAUGACUAUCUUUUGGACCAAAUAAUAACUUCAUAUUUCAUUAAUGAACUUUCAGAGAGUGAGCACAAUAACCCCAAUGGUUUAUUUAUUUAUUUAUUUUUUAAAAAAUAAUCUUACAAUAAUUAACAUGAAAAUAAAAUGAUUGUAGUGUUGUUGUUUUUUUAAAUUGCCCGCAUAUUUUUAUAAAUUAUACAUCCUGUGAUCAAUUUAAAACUUUUUAUUUUAAUAUUUCUGAAGUGAUUUGUCUUUUACUUGAUAUUUUUAAAUUUUAUAUUUCUAUUUUAUUUUAUUCCUGACUCCACAUUUGGUUUACUCUUGACUCCACAUUUGAUUUUAUUUUACAUUUUCCUGAAUUUUUUAGAUUUUUUUUUUUUUUGGUCUAAAAAAAAAUUAUUGAUCUGGCACAAUCUGCCAUUUGAUUACUUUAUACUUUAUUAUAGAGAUCUAUAAUGUGAAAUCUCCUUUAAGCAUUAGUGGACAGUAGAAUGUUCUAUAUCAGGUAUAUAAAAAAAAAAUUGGUUUCUUUUAGACUAUUUCUAUUUAAAUAAGUUAUUGACCUGUCGUUUGUUUCAUUGAAUAGAUUGCAUUAUUACUGCCAACUGCUAUAUAAAAUUAUUAGGCAAAUUAUUAUCAAAUAUUUACUGCACAGUAGAAAAUAUUCGAUUAUGGCUUAGAGAGCAUUUGUCAGAUUCAUAUACUUCAUAUUUGCCUUUGAACUGAGCUUAGAAAUGCCAGUAGAAUAGAAACCAAGCCAAGCAAUGUAGUGCUGCUUGUACUUUCACACAUGUAUCUCUGAUUAUUUGUCAAAAGUUUGCAUACAAAUAUCAUUAAAUUCUAUGGUCAAACAUAGGUUGGAAGUGCAGUAAUUAUUAAACAAUUUAUAUAUUAUAUAUUUAGCUCCUCCCUCAUAGUAGACAAUGAGCUCAAUCACAUUUCCUAUGAACUGGAAGAUGGCUUUGAAGACUAAUCUUCGCACUGAAAAGCCAACCGCACAUGUGGAACAAGUAGAUUGUGUUGGUUGUGUCUUUUUUUUUGUGGUGAUCUGGGUUCUCUUCUGAUGGUUGUCAUCCUUGCCUGCUAGUUUAAAACAUAACAUUUACAGCUUAGCAAGGGCCAGCAUUUCCCAGUCUUGGAUAUCGAUUGCACGUUCUUUGAACAUUUUGUCUUUUUGUACUAUUUAAAAUUGUCGAUCUGUUUUAGAUUCAUAUUCUCUUGAUUUCAGUCGUUUUUUGACAUAAUAACCUCCAGAUUGUUGUCAAGGUAACCUCCACAUCUAUAGUUUAGUCCAUUCCAGCAAAAGUCUCUUCAGAUUAGCUACUAUUUCUUGUUGUUUUGUUGGCUUGUUGUGAUCUCUUCCAAACCUUUUCAAUCAAUUUGAUGUUUGGGCAUUUUAUUGUUAGAACUGCUGUCAUAAAGACAGUUUAUGUAAAUUAUAACAUGUAUUAUCAAAGCUGUUCAGUUUCAUUAUUGUUCUUUAUUUUUUUUUAUUGGUGUAGGUAACAGACAUCUAAUAUACCUUUGAUUUGCUCGGAUUCACUAUUCACAUCUGUUGUUGAAAGUUGUAAAUCUAUCUUGAUAAAGAUUUUUCUGAAAUCAUUAUUAUUCGUUCCUUGACUUUUGGUCUUUCUUUUUCAUGUACUUGUGAAAGUUGAAUCGUUGGGGCGCCACAUAAGAUCUGUUAACCCUCUUUCUAAAUUCUUCUGUCUUUUGCCUAGGAUAGAAUUUCAUUCAAUGACAGGAAUGUCCAUUCUUUUAUGUUGUCCAGCCAGCUUUUCUUUGUGCUUCUUCCACUGUACCAAUUCAGAAAUAGUAGAGGGAAAAUCUUUUUUUUUUUAAAUAAUUGUAAGCUGUCACCUGAGAAAAGAAGCCAGUUAUAGAAAUAUAAUAAUUUGUUUGAAUAUUUGAUUAUUAAGUAAUUAAAUGAGAUAAACUUAUUUCUAAAUGAUAAUAAAUGUUUUCUGAUGUAGUAAAUAAAGGAAAUAAUGGAUUUUGUUUUGUUGUUGUGCUAUGGAAGUUCUGUAACUCAGUAAGAUUGCAGAUGUUAGAAAACAAAAGAGUUCCUAAAAUAUUUCUUUAAUUAAUUUUUUUAAUGAGAGUCUAUUCAGAUUUGUGGUAGUACUAAUUUAUUGUCUGUUUUUUUGUGAAAAAAUAAAGACGGUUAGUGCAAGUAAGGAGCAUUAUUGACAUUUAAUUUUCAUUGCAGAUAGUUUGAGAAAGAAUUUCUUGGUCAGUUGAGUUAAAUGAACAUCUCUAGGUCAGUGUAGAUAAUUUCAGAAAGAAUCUCUUGGUCAUUAUACAUUUAUUUGUCAUUGCAGAUAUCUUCGAAAAGAAUCUUUUGGUCAGUAAAACUAACUGAACAUAUGUACACCUACUACGGGUUGCAAUGAUAUGUUAUACUAGUCUGUGACUGAUGUUAACAGAUUUCAUUGUUACGGAUAUUUAAAGAUUAAAUCAUAGUUUUGCAAGACUGGAACCAGAUUUAUUUUAACUAAUGUGUACAGUGUUUUUAAAAAUAGACCAAAAAAAAUUAUGAUUUCCCAAUGAGGCUUUUUUUGUCCCUCUAAUUGUACAAACUAAUGGCUAAUCUCAUCCAGAGAGCUUGCCGCGCAUGAAUAAGCAUUUCUUCUUCUUCAUCGUUCUCAUUGUUAUGUUGGAGUGUUCAUAUGACUAGACCAAUAUAUGAGAUGAACUGCGCAGUGGUUUCCAAAUCAGGGAGCUCUCCAUAUAGUUUUCUUUCUAUUGGGGUGAUUUGGGGCCAAUGUCUUAUACGGGCCUCUUGGAAGAGAGAGCAAUUUUGGAGGACGAGGUCGGCAUUUUCUGGUGAUACUCCACAUGGGCAGAUUUCACUGGUUCCAAUUUUGAGCUUCCGGUACAUGUGUUGUCGCAUUCUGUUGUGUCCGGUCCUGAGUCGAAAGAUUAGACGUUGGUCUUGUCGGGAUAAUGAAUAAGCAGAAUAUGAACAUUUUAAUAAUGCUAUCAUACCAUGGGCAUUCCUUAAAUAUAUUGACUAAACUGUUGCCAAAUCAGUGGUGAACUAAUUUUGUAAAUGAAACAAUAACUGCUCAUCUAUCUAAACAUUGCUCUACAUUUUCUAAACAUUUUUGCUCGAGCAACGCACUAAAACUCAGUUACAGACUGACUGACAUUUGGCUGUAAAAUAUAUUAAGCCACAUAAGAAUUAUAUUCAAAUAUUAAAAUUGUGUUGUGGAUUUAUGUUUUUUUAUGAUUUUUCCUUGAGCUGAACAACAAUUUGUUUGACACUGCUUAUUAUUUCUGACGAAACACAACUUCUUACAUUUUUCUGCGGUCGUUUCUGUCCUUGAUGUAAUGAAAACUGAAUAGAAUUUAAUUUAUUGAUCACUAAUUUACUGUUACAUUUUUGCAUCAUCUUUUAACUUUAUGAACAAUAUUUUAUACUUUUUUUUUCUUUUAUAUAUAAAUUUUUAUCAAUUUAGAUCUAUUAUCUGACAUUAUUUAGUCUUUCACUUUAAAAGAAUAAAUUUCUGAAUUAUCUUCA